Kluyveromyces lactis is the source of this 3027-nucleotide messenger RNA. RefSeq names its product 3'-5' DNA helicase (gene MPH1). Lineage: Eukaryota; Fungi; Ascomycota; Saccharomycetes; Saccharomycetales; Saccharomycetaceae. The record is from RefSeq and is a predicted model, not a curated record. Gene Ontology annotation, molecular function: 3'-5' DNA helicase activity; four-way junction helicase activity; four-way junction DNA binding. The transcript has a single exon. The coding region runs from base 1 to 3027 and encodes 1008 amino acids. Gene Ontology annotation, biological process: replication fork reversal; interstrand cross-link repair; double-strand break repair via synthesis-dependent strand annealing.
AUGAUAACAAACUUUGACAUGUUUUGUAAACAAAAGCAUAAAACGCGUAAGAAACCGGCAGUCAAUGCGCUCAUGGCGGACUUGAGUGAUCUAAGUGAUGAUGAUUUAGAGUCACUAUUGGAAAAUAAUGUUAACCGGAGUGUCAAUCAAACGGUUACGCGACACCGUAUUCCUGUUCAAAGGGAUCUGUUUAUGAAUGUUUUACCCAACCAGCAAACUUUCUAUGAAGAAACACAUACUGAUGUUAGCUACGGACCCACCCAUCACCAAUUAAAUGAGGAAAAUUUGGACGAAUACAUAUACCCAACUAAUUAUGAGGUACGGCAAUACCAAUAUGAUAUUGUACGAUGUGCCCUAUUCGAGAACGUUUUGUGUGCUAUUCCUACCGGUACUGGUAAAACGUUUAUCGCGAGCACUGUGAUGUUGAACUACUACAGAUGGACAAAGAGCUCCAAAAUUAUCUUCACAGCACCAACAAGACCAUUAGUUGCACAACAAAUCAAGGCAUGUCUUGGUAUCACAGGUAUUCCGUAUUCCGAUACUGCCAUUUUGUUAGAUAAAUCAAGAAAGAACAGAGAGGAAAUUUGGCAGCAGAAAAGAGUAUUCUUCACCACACCUCAAGUAGUUGAAAAUGACCUUAAACGAGGUGUUCUCAAUCCAAAAGAUGUUGUUCUUUUGGUCAUCGAUGAAGCUCACAGGGCCAGAGGAAAUUAUGCAUACGUCGAACUUACGAAAUUUAUAGAUAGGUUUAAUACCAGCUACAGGCUUUUGGCUCUAACUGCUACUCCCGCUGCUGAUUUAGAAGGUGUUCAGGAAGUGGUGAAUAAUUUGCACAUAUCAAAGAUCGAACUUCGAACUGAAGAUAGUCUGGAUGUUGCUAGAUAUAUGAUGAGAAGGGAUAGAGAAAUGAUUGAAAUUGGGCUCAUACCAGAAAUCGAAGAAGUGGUAGAACAGAUUGGGAUUGCCAUCGCACCAGUACUUCAAGAAGCUAUUCAACUUGGAAUUUAUGAAAGUUGCGAACCUCAUCAGAUCAACGCGUUUGUAGCGAUGCAGCAGAGUCAAAAGAUUAUUUUAAAUCCUUCAAUACCCGAAGGUCUGAAGUGGAAAAACUUCUUCAUCUUGCAAUUAUUAAGUCAGGUAGGCCACAUGUACCGUCGGUUAAGAAUAUAUGGUUUGAGAGCAUUUUACAAUUACUUCCAGAACAAAUACACUGAAUUUACUACGAAAUAUAGUAUGAAGAAAUCUACAAAUAAAACAGCUGCAAAUUUCUUCUAUAGUCCAAUCUUAAAGACAGUCAUAGACAAGUGUAAACGGAGGUUAGAGGAACCUGAGUUUUAUAGCCAUGAAAAAUUGGAGUACUUGAAUAAUGAGUUAGCGGACUUCUUUACCAUGGCUCCCUCUGACUCUAGAGCUAUUAUCUUUACGGAAUUAAGAGAGUCAGCUUUAGAAAUCGUGAAAUCAAUUGACAUCUUGAACGAUGGUGCUUUAAGACCGCAUAUUUUCAUCGGGCAAGCCAAGGGGAAGGAGCAUUUUGAUGAAGAAACGUAUAUCAGAAAGAAUAAACCUAAGGGAAGGACUAAAGCUGCUCGGUUGCGGCGCAUAGAGGAAGAGAAUCGCGUUGAGGAAGAGAAAAAGAGACAGAAGGAGCAAGCAAAACUCGAAAGAACUGGCAGAAGAACUGGUAGUUCUGAAGAAGCCCAGCUGUCUGGUAUGAAUCAAAAACAACAGAAAAAAGUUAUUUCUGAUUUCAAGAAGGGUAUAUAUAACGUCUUAGUCUGUACUUCGAUCGGUGAAGAAGGAUUAGAUAUCGGUGAAGUUGAUUUAAUCAUAUGUUUUGAUAGUACAAGUAGUCCUAUUAAGAACAUUCAGCGUAUGGGUAGAACUGGUAGAAAAAGAGAUGGUAGAAUUGUUCUUUUGUUCAGUGGGAACGAGAAGUUCAAGUUCGAACAAGCGAUGAACGAUUAUGAAAACUUACAAACUGCCAUUACCCAUAAUGCAUUGGAGUAUACGAAAUCAGAUCGUAUCUUACCACCAAACGUGCAGCCGAAAUGUGAAGAGAAGUUCAUCAUCAUUUCAAAUGAAAAUGAUGAAGUGAAUAAACUUGAGGAUUCCGACGAAGUGAUCAAAUAUGCUACACAAGCAAUGCUCGGUAAAUUGAAGACCAAAAAGAAGGAACCGAAACCCAAGAAAACAACCGCGAAGGCGAAAAAGAGUUCAGAUAAGACUUUCUUCAUGCCUGAUAACGUUAAAGAAGGUUUUACUUCGGCUUCAAGUUUGUUGAAUAAGUAUACAAUCAACGAAUUCGGUGAAAAGAUCAGCCUUACACCAUCCGUGUCGAAAAAGGCCAUCAAACCUAAGAAAGAAUGGAACAUGUUAGAUGAAAUCGAGUACGACUCUGUAGAGAUAUCACCAGCUAAAAGUCAAGUGGAACAGCCUUCACAACCACAUAAGCCAACCACAACGCAGGGAAUCUUAACACCGGAUGAGACUACCAACCACAUCCCAUCUGCGUCACAAGGAUCCUCGGUACAGACGGAUUCACAUACUGUUCAAGAACCAGUACUGAAAAAACUGAAACUCGCGCACCAAAUCGAAGAUCCUAGUACUAGUAUUGAGUACUACAGCGGCUAUGAGUUGGUCCCCCAAUACGGCGCUACAGAUUCAGCUCAAAUGCUCACCAUGCAAGAACAGAGACAUUUCCUAAAAAAAUAUGUACCGGACACUGUGCACUGGAGCAUUGCGCCAGACUUAGCGAAGAGUAAGACGAGAAAAAUACGCCACGUACCCAAGAUAGAAGAAAUCCUGAAUACAUGCCAAGACAUGCAUACGAACACAAGAGAAAAGAUUAUCGGAAUGAACAGAACCAAUGCCCUAGCAAGAAGUAUUGGUUACAACCGUAGCGUAGGAAUGGAACUCGAAGUAAUGUUGCCUUCAAUUGUUGUUCCGAAUGAAACUAUAACAAACGCCAAAAACAUGACUGAUCUUCUCGAAGAUGAAGACGGUCUAUCAGACUUUCUAUCCGAUUAG